UGCGAAAGGCAGUUAUUUGGAGCGGCCGACACGUUCGAGGUUCCGCAGCUUGGCGUGAAUCAAGUAGCUCUGUGUGUGCGCAACGAAGUGCGAAGAGGUGGUUGUUUGGAAGCUGCCGACACGUUAGGGGCUCCGCGCCGCACUAAACAUUUGGAUACAUGCGGCGUGAGUGACGCCGAGAGGCCGGCGCGUCGACCGCCGAAGCCGACGGAGGCGCCGUUGCGGCGACCUCAUGGGAGCCCUACCUAAAUGUGAAAAUGUUUGAAUAAAAGUUCACAUUAUGUGCUUUAAAGAUUCAAAAAUUGCUUCAAAAAUCCCACUUUCCUCGAAAUAUAUGCACUAUUUUUCUUCAAAUCUUCAUUCUCAGAACUUCAAAUCGUCUUCUAUUUGUGGACAUUUCUCUUCUACAAUUAGGAGAUGUUCUACUUUUCUAGUUUUUCUGUGUAUACCCACACAUAUUUGCCUUUCAGACCAUCAUGUCUCAGAACGUGAAGCACAACGAUUCCAACAACAACUCCGUCAACCAGACAGAUAACUCUUCAGGCUACCAAGAAUGCCUGAAACGAAAAACAGGCACAGCAAAAGAGGUUCCAGCCAAAAAAGCAAAAGAGGAGAUUUUCGCCAAGCCCUCUCCAUCAAAACCAGCUCCCUCGGCAGAUACCAUGGGAAUUGAGACACCGAUGGAACCAGAUUAUAUGCGCCUUCCAAAAGGUUUCAAUUUGGGGAACUUGGCUCGUGAGAAAUUUGCAGGAAUCGUGAUGGCAGACUUAUACGAUCGCUACGAAAUUCAAAUCUACUGCAGACUUUUUGAGCACUUUUCCUACUUCCCUAUCUACAAAUUUGAAGACGACACUUGGGUUCCGGCCCACGAACACGCUUUCAAAGAAGUCAUCCGGUUCCGCACUCCACCCUCAGUUCUAAUGCAAUUGGCUCGGCGAGCUUAAGUGAAUCCCAGUUGCAUAUCAAUCUUUAUUAUAAUAUUUUGUGUUCAAAUCCCUGUGCUUUGAUUUUUUCUAAUUUUCCUUGACAUUCCCCUCCUCCCACUUCACACAUAUUAUCUUGAUUUCAAAAAUACAUCCACACUGUUCUAUAUUCCCACUUCUUGGCAAUUUCAAAAAGCUUUUGGCUUGCUUAAAAAUAUCACACAUCCAUGUCGGAUUAUUUAUUUUUGUAAAUGAGCAAAAAAAAAUCAACAAAAAUUUAAUUUGUUUUGAAAUCUCUAUCAUGAAGCACAAUCUAAUAGUAA
This is a messenger RNA of Caenorhabditis elegans, 1246 nucleotides long. It is a transcript of the gene F22H10.6, whose product is annotated as HSF_DOMAIN domain-containing protein. The record is from RefSeq and is marked reviewed. NCBI's taxonomy places the organism in Eukaryota, Metazoa, Nematoda, Chromadorea, Rhabditida, Rhabditidae. The transcript is spliced from 4 exons. The coding region runs from base 477 to 944 and encodes 155 amino acids.